AUGGCAGGAGGUAGGUACUAUGUGUGCAAAACCUGUGGUCCUGCAAGCUGGAUUUAUGCCUCUAAAGUGCAGAAGUUUGCGAAGUGCAGUUGGUGUGGCAAGCCUUGGCCCGCUGAUGUACCGCAGGCACCUUGGAGAGAACCUAGCAGGCCGCGACCUCGAACUCGGCAGCCGAAGCCAGCUAAGCUAGCAAGCUGCCUUCAGAAGGUGUGGUCCACCUUGCCUGCAGAUGUGUGUUUGCAGUUUGAGCAGGCUGGCUUUAAAGUGCCGGCCCCGAAGCAGGAAGAUGUUGACCUACUCAGCCUUUUGCAGCGCAACCGUGAUGAUCUCCCCCAGGAAGUCCUGGAUGCUCUGCCAGCAGCACCGGUCCCUAACCCAGUGCAGGAAGGCAAGGCUGCAGGUGUUGAGUGGCGCAACUCCGUCGGUAAGUUGCGCGACCUUGGCCAGCGUAAGUUGAAGCUGCAAGAAGACAUUGACCUGGCCAAGGCCAAUCUGAGGGCCCUGCUGACAAAGAUGCAGGACUUGCAAGCUUCCAUCCAGGAAGCACAGACUGAGGUCAACAAAGCCACUCAGGAUUAUGAAGCUAAGGUUCUCACACAGUGCGCAGAAGAGGCCAGUCAUGGAGUAGAUUCUGUGUUGCAGGCCCUGGGUAUCGAGGAGGACACCCUCACUGAGGCCCAAAAGCGCAGUAUCGCUGCUCUGAAGAAGGACAAUGCUGAUGAGGCCAAGCGCCGCAAGACCGAGCAGCAGGAUCGUUUCCCGCCUGGAUUGCUCCCGAAGUCUACGGCACCCCCGGCCGCCGAACCCCAGCAAAACGCCGCAGACGCUAAGGACUUGAACAGCCAGUCCGGCAAGGCGCGCAGUCGCUCGCCCAAGCGCGGUGACAAGGGUGACGAGCUUUAG
Messenger RNA from Symbiodinium sp. CCMP2592, 903 nucleotides. NCBI's taxonomy places the organism in Eukaryota, Dinophyceae, Suessiales, Symbiodiniaceae. The record is from the annotation of a GenBank genome assembly.